CGAUGCAGCAUCAUCACCGUUCAUCAUCAUCCCCAUUACCAUCAUCCUCCUGCUCCAUUCGGAGCCGCUAGAAUCAUUUGUGUCGUCGGUGUCUCGCUCGCUCGCUCGUUCUUGUGGUCGCCGUUGUAUUCCUGUGACGAUUAUUUCCCUUAGUCCAUUCUCACCCUGGAGCUUAGGUUUGCAGCAUGACGAUUCGGAGGAUGUGACAAUGGCGGACCAGAGGAGAGCGAGCAGGCGGAGUGUGGUACUGAGUCGUCGUCGUCGACUUCCUCUCUCCUAAGAAGAAGAGGAAGAAGAAGUAUGAGAGGUCAUGGCUGUGUCAUUAUCGCCAUCGUCACGCGUUAGAGUGACGAUCGUGUCCACUCCGAGGAGAGUGACCGCGCUGCGGGGAGGGAAAUGUGUGGCUGUGGUUUCUAGUUGUCAGGAGCGCGGACAGUUGUCGCUCAAGGUGGUGGAGUACUCGGGAUUUCAACGCCAGGGGCGGGGGUUCAGGAGCGGGAGGGGAAGCGCGGCGUGUUGCGGUAGGCAGCAGUUUAGAAGGUGUGCAGUGGUUGCGAGGUUAUUCAAUCCGGAGGAUUUCGAUCCGUCAAAGUUGACUGUAAAAUUUGAAGGGAACGCAAAAGAUAUAAAAGCUAAAUCUGUGGGGGAUAUUCUACCUCGCAAGUAUACUUUAACACACAGCGAUGUUACAGGAGAUUUGCUUUUGUCUAUCGGCCCCUCUCUUAAUCAACAACAAUUGGCAGAUUGGUAUACACGGCUGAUGAGGGAUGAAAUUGUAGCAGAGUGGAGAGGAAGUGAGCAGAUUUCUCUCCAUGUGCACUGCCAUGUCAGUGGAGGGCAUGUCCUUCUUGCACCAGCCGCUCUUCGAAAUAGCAUCUUCGAGCGAGAAAUGCCUCUGGUUCUGGAAGCAAUUCGUCACGGAGAUAAAGAUCUUUUUGAUGUAUUUCCAGAGGAUGUAUUUGCAUAUCUAGAGAGAUGAGAGAUGCGUUGCUGUUGACAACGACUCAACCAAGCUAGCUAAGUCAAAAUGUUUAUUGAUGACUCGUGCAUAAUUUAUUUAAGAUCAGGGAUGCUUAUCUUAUGUGUUGAUUCAUCACAUUUCGGCCUGUUGUAUUCUAGAAUUUGGACUGAGACCUUUAUUGUUGCCAAUCGUCAUGGUCUGUUAUUUAGACUAGAUAUGUGAACAGAAUGAGGACAUUCAAGUUGUUAUAGAAUUGGUUAUGCCUUCACAUGCUGACUCUUCUUUCUCUUUAACCUGCUGUGUGUAGAACUCUAUGCAAGCACUGUGUGGGUGCACUUCCACUCAUCUGAUCCUGAGUACAAUCGAGCAGACUGUUGGGGUCCAUUAUUCUAUGCAGCCAGCCCCGUGAGGCGUGUGACUGGUAAAUCUUCUCCUUCUUGUAAUUCGGUACCUUUCACACCCCACACACUGAUAGAAGUGAAAAACGCUCGUGCUGAACUCUGUUCAGUGAUGUCUCAGUAAAGCUCCUAACAUUGGCGAAUGGAAGCUGAGUGUCACUGUAAUGUUGAUGGUGUUUCAUAUUUAAUUCAUUGUUUGACCAUUUGUCAAUCCUGCCCUUUCAAUAGUAUGAGUUGGUUGAAAUCUUUGUGCAUGGAAGGGUGUUUUGUUUCAUUUCUAAGAAGGGAAGGUUCAAGUAAAAUGCUCUCUAUCCUUUGCAA
Molecule: messenger RNA, 1680 nt
Organism: Physcomitrium patens
Lineage: Eukaryota; Viridiplantae; Streptophyta; Bryopsida; Funariales; Funariaceae
Product: protein STAY-GREEN homolog, chloroplastic
Source: RefSeq, a predicted model, not a curated record